Molecule: messenger RNA, 1155 nt
Organism: Helicoverpa armigera (cotton bollworm)
Lineage: Eukaryota; Metazoa; Arthropoda; Insecta; Lepidoptera; Noctuidae
Product: aldo-keto reductase family 1 member B1
Exons: 7
Coding region: 100-1053 (317 amino acids)
Cellular component (GO): cytosol
Molecular function (GO): aldose reductase (NADPH) activity
Source: RefSeq, a predicted model, not a curated record
UAUUUGGCAGCCGGUAUCCGGGUUUAAUUUGUGAAAAUACUCAAUUAAUACUCAACCAAAAUACUUUUCCAAUUCGUUAGAACGUAUUUUAACCGCGUCAUGGCUUCUCAAGUGCCUAAAGUCAAGUUUUACAAUGGCAACGAGAUACCGAUCCUCGGAAUCGGUACUUGGAAGUCAAAACCAGGUGAAGUGACCGAGGCAGUGAAGAACGCCAUAGACAUCGGAUACAGACAUAUAGACUGCGCGUUUGUCUAUGGUAACGAGAAGGAGGUUGGUGCUGCUAUUACUGCUAAAAUCGCUGAUGGUACUGUUAAAAGGGAGGAUCUAUUCAUAACUUCGAAGCUAUGGAACACCUUCCACCGGCCGGACCUGGUGAAGGGAGCCCUGCUGAAGACCUUGGAUAACCUCAAUCUGAAGUAUUUGGACCUCUAUCUCAUACAUUGGCCUCAGGCUUAUCAGGAAGACGGCGAACUCUUCCCCAAAAAAGGCGAAGACAUCGCAUUCUCUGACGUCGACUACGUAGACACGUGGAAAGCGAUGGAGCCCCUAGUGGGCGAAGGCCUAACCAAGAGCAUCGGAGUGUCCAACUUCAAUAGCAAGCAGAUCGCGAGACUGCUGGAGCAUGCUAACAUCGUGCCCGUCACUAACCAGGUCGAAUGCCACCCCUACCUAAACCAGCGCCGUCUCAAAGAGUUCUGCGAGGCUCGCAACAUUAAGAUCACGGCGUACUCCCCCCUGGGGUCACCUGACAGACCCUGGGCCAAGCCCGGAGACCCCAGCCUCAUGGAUGACCCAAAACUGAAGGCCAUUGCUGAUAGACUGGGCAAGACUGUCGCUCAAGUGCUCAUCAGGUACCAAAUCGACCGCGGAGUGAUAGUGAUCCCGAAGUCAGUAACGAAGUCGCGCAUCGAGAGCAACUUCAACGUGUUCGACUUCAAGCUGUCGCAGGAGGACGUCAGUCUGAUCGACUCCUUCGACUGUAACGGAAGGCUCGUGCCUAUGACUGCGUCUUUGGGACACAAGUACCAUCCUUUUGAAAACGAUGAGUUUUGAACAUUUUGAAGAACUGUGAAGAUUUCACUAAGCAAUAAUAAUAUAAUUAUUAUGAUUGUAUGUAUAAAUGUAUGGAAAUAAAUAUAUUGUGCUAUGUUUAAA